CGAACUAUAGCCACAUGCGCCUGCUGUUUCUUGCCUUCAUCCUGUCAUGCACACGGACAAUAGCAUCAGGUGAGCCUUAUACGGCAACAGAGCCGACGCAGCACCAUCAGAUCUUUCGUCUUUUGCUCAUGUGCAGGACUGAUCAGCACCGCUCCGUCCAUCCCUCAGGUGACCGCCACGUGCGCCCAGGUGGAGUUCCAGUACCGCGGUGACCGGGAUAGCCUCACCAACACGUACCUCCCGCCAUCCAGGCUGCACAUCUAUGCCAGAGCCAUCGGCAAGGGCAUCCCCCCGGACGCAUGGGUGCAGUGGGGCGCCGCGGGAGCCAUCACACCCGUGCCAAACAAAAAGUACGCACAAGGAAAGAAUGGGCGGGCUUUGAUUUGUUGAUGGUCAUUGCUGCGGUUGUGUAUGGUGUGUGCAGUGGAUUCUUCCGGACGUUGCUGCGCGGUCUUCCUCCAGGGACUGAGUUUGCGGUCAAGCUGACUGCAGACGAUGAUCCGGUGACGCAGCGAUUCAGCCCGCCCAGCAAAGCCGUCAAAACACUGGAGGAGGCGCUGAGUACGAACGAAGAUGGAAUGGAUGUCAGGUAUCCAUCCAUGGGCGGAUGGCUUCUGCGCUGUGUGUAUGCCUGUCAGACCCGCCUCCUUCACAUACAGUGAAGGUCCAUCGCACCGACCCCAGGCUGAACAAACAGAGAGUGGUGGGCAAAUGCGUGUAUCGUAUCGCGGCGCCCUUCCCAUCAGCUUCUGUGCUUUGGUUGGUCAGCAUCCGACUGGGGCUCAGUCUGUCUGUGUGGAUGUGCACUGGCACCAUCCCCACCUCCCCAGUGACUUCUCCAACAGCCCCUUUGAUACGUUCUUCACUGGUGGGUAAGCCACCAGCUGCUGAGGCAGGAGAGCGGGAUUCCGCCUCUGCUUUUGUGUGUGUCCCUCUAUCUGUCCAGUGUCUGCCAAGUACCGUGACGAGCCUCCAUGGGCUAUCUGCGAAGACUAUCGUGCUGAAGACUACACAAUCAAGGUGACGCCUGCAUCCAUCAUACAUGGACGUCAGUGCCGUUGGCAUCUUCGUUAUGGUACCUCUUUACCACUCAGCGUAAUUGCGGGCAUCCCGUGUACUCGUCCCUCCAGUACUAUCACCCGUGGAGGUCAGGGAGACCCACACAGACCACCCAUGCCAUCUCGGCUGAGGUUCUUGACGCAUGCUCUUGCCAGGCCAGCAUCGGCGUAUCAUACGGUGUGCGGUCUUCGAGAUGGCCACAACAUCACAUUCGAAGUGGCGACAUACAAGUAAGACGCAGAGACGGAUGGAUGGAUGGAGAUAGUGAGGGAGAUAGUGAGGGAGAUAGGGGGGGAGAUAGGGGGGAGGGCGGGAAAGACAUUCCAAAAGCCAGAGGGAGAAGGUGUCUCUUCCCUGCUAUGUGUGUCAGUUGCGACGGUCCCGGCCCGUUGACAGAGAUGACGGCCCCUCUGCCGCCAAAAGGUGCGCACCAGCCUUCAAUACACAGGCCGGCGUGUGUGUCGAUAUAUGUAUGCUGAUCUUUUCUCAGCCCCUGACGUAGUGCGCCGCAUUCAUGUCCGCGAUCGCACCAUCUACCUCGACUGGGUGCCGCAGCAUAGCCCAUGGAUCAGCGGCUACGCCAUCUACCUGGUGGGUGGGCAAGGAGAGGGGACACAAGGGGUACCCACACACACACACACACGGAGAUGACAUGUGUGGGGGUAUGGUGUUGUGCAGGGUUUAUCGGGCAUGGAUGCGAUGAAGCUGCUGUGUUAUGUGCCGCUGCACGAGGGCGGGUCUGUGGACCUGCCUUUGAUACCCCUCGACAUGAAGAAGACACUCGUCAUACAGGACAGACUGCCGGUAAGCGACAAAUGCAAUGCAUGACCAUCAUGGAUGGCCAUUCUUUGUCCGUGUGUCUGUUUGUCUGUCAGCUGGGAUGGGACGCCUGCAAUGACACGCGCACCAUCAAGCAGCAGCAGGAGAUCGGCGUGUCCGCCAGACUCAUCUAUGGAAGUAACCCACUGGGACGACACGAGGAUGUCUGUGCCUUUCUGUGCCGCCGUGCAGGCGAGUCCCCCCUGUCUCGCGCGCCGCUGAAUGGCUGGAUCGUCGAUGAGGACAAACUGAGAAUGAAACAGAGGAAAAGUACGGACUCACGUGUGUGGAUGUGUGUGUGUGUGUGUGUGUGGAUGUGUGUGGAUGUGUGUGUGUGGGUCUGUCGGUGAUUUCUCUGUGCUGUGUUCAGAUCGAGGCGAGUGGAGGUGUUGGCGGCACAUUCCGCCUCCAACACCCCUCAAUUCAUGACUCGAUGCGGCCAUGCAGAUGUGUGUGUCCGUGUCAGUGAGUGUGCCUGAAGACUAUUCAUUUUUCAUUGAACGAAAAGGUGG
This is a messenger RNA of Vitrella brassicaformis, 2390 nucleotides long. Lineage: Eukaryota; Vitrellaceae. The record is from the annotation of a GenBank genome assembly.